Leptopilina boulardi is the source of this 2302-nucleotide messenger RNA. RefSeq lists its product as uncharacterized. The record is from RefSeq and is a predicted model, not a curated record. The transcript has 2 exons. Gene Ontology annotation, molecular function: cysteine-type endopeptidase inhibitor activity. Bases 72 to 2123 code for a protein of 683 amino acids. Lineage: Eukaryota; Metazoa; Arthropoda; Insecta; Hymenoptera; Figitidae.
AAUAAAUAUAUACGAUAAGCUUUAAAUUCAUUUUGAGAUUUAAAAUUAAUCAGUGAUAGUUUUUCUCUUCAAUGAGAAUGUUGAAGCAAAUUUGUAAUUUUUUUAUUGUCACCACUUUUUUGAUCAAUGGAAUUAUCUCCUUUCCAUCAGUUGUUGAAGAAUCUAUAAAUUCAAAUGUGGAAAAUAAUAUAAGAGAACAUGAUGAAAAUAUAAAAGAAAAUAAAUCAAAACAUUCAAUUGAGGAAAUUCAAAAUGCCGUAUAUUUUCCCCCAUCAAAUGGAAAUCUCAUGCAUCAUAUAACAGUGAGAAUAAAAAAUGAUGUGAAUAAUACAAAAAAUUGUGCAAUUAAAGUAUGGCGUGAAAAUUCAACAGAUUCACCAAUAACAAUUGAAUGUGAUGAGGAAUUAAGAGAAAAAAGAAAUGUAUCACCAAAUCCAAAUUCACCAACAAAAUUAAAUACAAAUGAUGAUGAUGUGAAAAAAUUUGCAACAAUUGGAGUGGAAAAAUAUGCACACACAAUGGUGAAUUCAAGUGCCUCGUCAUUAGAGGAAAUUAUCGAUGCCUAUAGUUAUCCAUCAGGACAUAGUCUUUAUUAUAAGAUAAAAAUACAAAUGAACAAUUGCAAUGGAAAAGAAAUUGAUAGUUGUAGAAAAAUGAAAUGUAUUGUUUAUGUUUGGAGGGAGAGAAUACUUGAUCAUCCUGUGAGUAUUGAGUGUGAUCCAAUUGUGUAUCGAAGAAAAAGGAUAAUUAAUCCCUUAGUGCGGGAAUACAACGAAAUUAAUAAUUUAUUUAGCAGAAGAAUGAAACGAGAACAGGAUUUAAAUAUAGAUGAUCCGGAGAUAAGGAAAUAUGUCGAUAUAGCAGUGGAAGGACACGAAUCACCGGUACCAAAUGCCAAAGACAAAAUAAGUAUUCUGUUGCAAUUUAAAGAAGCAACAUCCUAUCCACAUGGGGAUAAAUUACGUUACAAAAUAAAAUUGAGAAUUGGUAAUAAUAAUUGCACGAAGGGAAGUGAUGAUGGUAAUUGUAGUUACGAUUCUCAAUUUGGACACGAUGAUUGUGAAAUUAAUGUCUAUAGAGAGGACAACAAGGAGAGGGUUGAAACCCAAUGCUCCAGAAUUGGUAGAAGGAAACGUCAAGUUAGCAAUUUACCAUCGGUUAAUUUGAGUAUGGAUGAUCCGGAUAUUAGGAAAUACAUUGACGAGGUACUGAAGAAUCAUGUCUCGUCAGUGGAUAAAGCGGAAGUUAAAAAAUUAAUUCUUCGAACAUUCGAAGAAGCACUAUCCCAACCUUCCGCAAUUAAAAUCCGUUAUGAAAUAAAAUUAACAUUGGGAACUUCUAAUGGUAGCAAGGAAACUGAUUGCAUUUACGAUUCUGAAAUUGGAAAUGAAAUUAAUGAUCCGGAACCUCUAACAGAAAAGCUGUGUUCAAAAAUUCUUAGAAGGAAACGUAAAGUUAACAAUUCAUCAACUAAUUUGAAUAUGGAUGAUCCGGAGAUAAAGAAAUAUGUCGAUAUAGCAGUGGAAGGACACGAAUCACCGGUACCAAAAGCCAAAUACAAAUCAAGUAUUCUGUUGCAAUUCAAAGAAGCAACGUUAUAUCCACCUGGUGAUAAAUUACGUUACAAAAUAAAAAUGAGAAUUGGCAAUAAUAAUUGCACGAAGGGAAGUUCUACUAGUAAUUGUAUUUACGAUCCUCAGUUUGGACAUGAUGAUUGUGAAAUUAAUGUCUAUAGAGAUGAUUACAAGGAGUGGGUUGAAACCCAAUGCUCCAGAAUUGGUAGAAGGAAACGCAAUUUACCAUCGGUUAAUUUAAAUAUGGAUGAUCCGGAGAUAAGGAAAUAUAUCGAUAUGGUAGUGGAUAAACAUGUUUCACCGGUAGCUAGUGCCAAAGAUAAAACAAGUAUUCUUCAUGAAUUUAGAGGAGCUAAAUCUUAUCCCCCUUCUGAUAAGAUUCAGUAUAAGAUAAAUUUGAGAAUUGGAAGUAGCAAUUGUACAAAAGGAACUAAUGAUCAUAAUUGUCAGUAUAAUGAUGAGUUUGGUUAUAGUGAUUGUGAAAUUGAUGUAUUUAGGGAAACAAAUAUGGGACCUGCUGUAACAACAUUGUGCUCGAGAAUUGAUUGAAAGAAAAGAGAAGCUCCAGUUGAAGAUUCAUCAUUAGUUAUAGUAUUUAUGGAUAAAUUUGAGAUUAAGAAAUUCCGCUUAAAGAAAUUUAGAACAUGGAAAAAUUAUUUUUUUGAAAAUCUACUGCUGUAAUAUGUUUUGUAAAAAUACUGAAGAAAUAUAUUUGGAAUACUUUUUAA